This is a messenger RNA of Ustilago hordei, 2523 nucleotides long. RefSeq lists its product as uncharacterized. NCBI's taxonomy places the organism in Eukaryota, Fungi, Basidiomycota, Ustilaginomycetes, Ustilaginales, Ustilaginaceae. Gene Ontology annotation, biological process: proteolysis. Gene Ontology annotation, molecular function: metalloendopeptidase activity. The transcript has 2 exons. Bases 1 to 2523 code for a protein of 840 amino acids. The record is from RefSeq and is a predicted model, not a curated record.
AUGCGGAUCGUAGUCGCACAUCGAUGCCUCGCAGCACUGCUGCUAGCUCUACUCUUGACAGCAACGCCAAUCGCAGCUCGAAGUCGUCAAAGUGGACCUCUUCGACGCAUAGCAAGGACGACCGAUGUCAAGCUCGAUACCUUGACACCGACAAGGUCAUCUGCACGCAAACGCUCCAACAAUCAGCCAGCGACACAGCCACCUCUACGACUUAGCUUCCGCGCUUUCGAACAAGACUUUCACUUGCAUCUCCAGCCCAACGAAGACCUCUUGCAUCCUGAUGGCACCACGGUCAAGUACUAUGGCUACAACAAGACCACAGGCGAAAGUUUUGUCACAAGUAUCGGCAAGCUCUAUCCGGGUGAUGUACGUGCCUAUCACGGCGUUGUCGUUCACCCUUCACACUCUCUUCGACGAUUAGAUGAAGAUCGAGCCGGCAUCGCUCGUGAUAUCUACCAGGACCGUGAUCUUGGCGUUGUCGGUCGAGCCGCUAUCCUGCUACAUGAUGAUGGUUCCGUUACCGGAGCACCGACCUUUGAAGGUAGCUUCGACUGGUUUGGCAACGUUCAUCAUCUUGCAACACCGCAGAGCUACCUUGCCAAGCGACAGCUGAACGACCCCUGGAUCGAGCCACGAUCACAGCAGAUUGGCUCAAUGAUCGUACAUCGAGACUCGGACGUCGCUCUCGAGUCCAGAGAUGAGCAGUCGAGCUCGCGCUCCAACGUCACCGUAGCUUUGGGAUGCUCAUCGGAUCUCCUUGACUACAACACACACAACCGACUUGUACUCAGCCAGGACCACAACGACGAAAUGAGUCGUUCCGUCUACUCGUUCUUCAAGCUUCCAACGCCAGCUCGACUCGCUCGCCGUGAUCUCUUCUCGGGCUGGAACGACCUUUUCACACGAUCGGUCCAAGACCAAGUCAUCGAGUCGCCACAGGCAUCUUCGGACGACUUUGUCUACCACGAAGACCUGGAUGACUACCUCGAGCCCACAUUCCGGAGGAGGCAGGCAACUGGUAAUGACAUUGGCAACGGUGGCAACGAAACCAACAGCUACGAAGACGUCAUCGGCUCGACCAUUGGAUGCCCAAGGAGUGCCCGAGUCGUCUAUGCAGGUAUUGCCUCGGACUGCGCUUAUACACAGCGUAUCGGCAACCAGGACGACGCACGCAGGGAGAUCUUGAGCAACAUGAACUCGGUCUCGAACGUGUACAGAUCCACAUUCAACGUCUCGAUCGGCGUGGUCGAGCUCGAUGUUCGCUCGGGCAACUGUCCCUCUUCGCCUACGCAGGAUGCACCAUGGAAUUUAGGUUGUGGCACUGUCAGCAUCGACCAACGCCUCAGCGACUUCUCCCAGUGGAGGUCUCAGCAGCCUGGCAAUGGCAUCGGACUCUGGCAUCUCAUGACGGCGUGCAAUUCUGGUAGCGAGAUUGGUGUCGCCUGGCUCGGUACCGUUUGCAUGACAUCCGCAUCGAGCAGCAGCGGCCAGACCGUCAGUGGAACAGGUGUCAGCUCGAUCGCUACGCGGCAAUGGCAGGUCAUGGCACACGAGAUGGGGCACAACUUUGGCGCCAUUCACGAUUGCACCAACGGCUGUACGAGUAACUCGAACUUUGCCGUCCAGAAUGGUGGUGCGCCAUGCUGUCCACUAUCAGGAACAACGUGCAACGCCAACGCUCAGUAUAUCAUGAACCCAUCGUCGCGAGCCAACACCCAGAACUUCAGUCAGUGCUCGAUCGGUAAUGUCUGCACUUUACUCGGACGGGGCUUGGACACGUCUUGCAUCCAGAACCCUGGACAGCGAAGUACGCUGAGCACCGAGCAGUGCGGAAACGGCAUCUUGGAACCGGGCGAGGAGUGCGACGCUGGACCUAAUGGUUCGCAGUGUUGCACACCUCAAUGCAGGCUGGCACAAGGCGCUCAGUGUGAUCCAGCAACCAGCGCUUGUUGUUCCAACUCGUGCAAAUUUGCACCAUCAUCCCAGAUGUGCCGUCCCUCGGUCGAUACGCGAUGUGACACGGAAGAAUACUGUACCGGUACUUCCGCCGAAUGUCCCGCUGAUCAGACUAAUGCUGAUGGAAGCUCUUGUGGCGACGGACUGUCUUGCGCUAACGGCCACUGCACCUCUCGCGACCUUCAGUGCCAGCAGGCUUCCACGGGUCAGAUCACCUUCCGUUCCGCUUGCGCUGCUUCGAACGCCAAUUCGUGUCAGUUGACGUGCCAGAGCCCCAACUCGCGCAACCAGUGUCUCAUCCUGCAGCAGCCCUUCAUCGACGGCACCAGCUGUGGCUAUGGUGGACGCUGCGAGAACGGCGAGUGCAAGUCGGGCUCGUGGCAGAGCACCUUCCGAAACUGGUACACGGACAACCUCAGGAUCUCGAUCCCAGUGACCAUCGUCAUUGGCAUCAUUGUUCUGUUCAUUCUGUGGGGUAUCCCAUACGGACACUCAAACAAUACUGGCUGGGUCGAUCCUGCCGCCUACAAUGGAUCUGGAGGCUACAACGCGCCCAAUCGAUACUGA